AUGGAUUCUUUGCUCAUCGAUGGAUCUGAUCCAAAUGGCAAUGGCCAUCAUCAAAAUAAUAACAAUAUGAAAUUCUCACCUAAUUCAUUAUUUGAUCGAGACACAUUGGCUAGUUUAUUUCUCGGUAAUCAAAGUCCAACAUCAGGUGGUGUUUCAACAUUAGUUGACGAAUGGGCUGAUAGUGCAGGAGAAUUACUUGUUGAAUUAGAUAAUCUUAGUAUGCUUAGUCAAAUUUGUGACAGUGUACCAAGACUACCACCCAAACCAACAUCAUCAAAUCGUUCAAAUGAUGAAACCAAAUCUUUAUCUUAUUCACAACAACCGAAGCAUUUAACAUUUCGAGAUAUUCUGGCUUUUUGGCAAUGUUAUGAUCAACUUUAUAUUGAACAAUAUCAAUAUGAUCGACGAUAUUCAUCAGCAGUUAUCGAUCAAGCAGUUAAUAGUUUUGACACGUCUGAGUAUGAUAUUCUUUCAUCAUCAUCAUCAUCAUCUCCACCAAGAUUGCCUUCAUAUAGACGAUUCAAUUCUCAACAUGAAUAUGAACGUUUAUUUAAUGAUUUCUCAUCAGUAUCGAAUGAUGAACUCGAUGUGUGCUUAUCUGUUAAUAAUAAUAAUAAUAAUAAUAACAAUAAUAACAACAACAAUAAUAAUAAUAAUAAUAAUAAUAAAUCUGGUGAUAUGAGCAAUUCAGCUAAAAUAUCAAUGCUGUCGAAACUUUUACCUAUAACAACACAUUCAUCUCCAGUACCAACUGAUAACGAUCUAAAUUCAUUUGUUGCUGAUCUUGAUCCACGACCUACACCAAAUAUCAAUGAUAUUCUAGCUAAUUUAAAAGCUGGUUUGAUUGAAUCUAAUCUUCAUUUGCCAUCAUUUGAUGAAUCUCAUCUUGAUCUUCCACGGCAACGUUCAUCUCUCACUCACAAUCGUCUUAUAUCAUCGUCUAUUAUAAAUAAUACAACUGUACCAUCAUUAUUUAUCAACGAAAUUGAACAUAUACGUCUUGUUGAUUUGUCAAAAACUUUAUUAAAUAAUCUUCCAUUAUCAACAAUAAAGCACUAUGCUAAAUUAUUACAAUGUCCGAUUGUAAUGUGUCCUGAGUUUGUACGUGAUUUUUUAAUGCGUAAUAAUCGUCAAGCAAGUACAUCACGUUCAUGUUUUUGCACAACAUUAAAUGAUACGAGAUUAAUUUAUGCCGAAUUAAUUGCUGCUAAUGUGCCUUUACCAGUAACACAGAAAGAAGAAGAUUUAUUAUUAUUAACAAAAAAACGUAAACAUGCUCCACCAAAAGGAUGGGAAGAUGGAUCAAGUGAUAUGAUUAUAACUGUACCACAAGUUAAAAGACAUAAGCCAAAAUUAGAUUAUUCAACAAUUAUACUUGAUCACGAUUAUUUAAAUGCAGAACAAAUGGCUAAUUUAUGGAAGCGCCCAUCGAAAAAACCUGUUGUUACUAUACCAUUGCCUGUACCACUUCCAAUACCAACAACAGAACCCGAAGAAGAACUUAGCUUUAUGGAAUGUUCUCCAACACCACCAGUUUCAGCAACACCUUCUCAAAUAUCUGUAAUAGCUCCUGCUCUUUCUCUACCACCACCUCCACCUCCUCCUGCACCAAUUCUUUUCAAAUUAAGAGACUAUUUUGAUUCUCAACCAUUGCCACCAACACCAACAUUUUAUGAUACUUAUUCUGACGAACAAUUUCUGCAGAUCACUCGACAUCCUUUAAUAAUUUUAUCACAGACACAACUUGAUUAUUUACUAGGUUAUCUCUAUCGAGAUAAUCAUGACGUAUCACUUAUUGACAGAUAUCAUUUGUAUUAG
Rotaria socialis is the source of this 1818-nucleotide messenger RNA. NCBI's taxonomy places the organism in Eukaryota, Metazoa, Rotifera, Eurotatoria, Philodinida, Philodinidae. The record is from the annotation of a GenBank genome assembly.